UAGCCUAGUAGUCAUAUGGAAAUCAUUUCAACACGUCAAUCAAAAAUUUAAAUAGAAACCCAUAUUUUCCAUCAAAUAGUUAUGUCUUCCUAAAAUAUCUUUUUUACAAUUUGCCAAAAACAAACCCGCUCUUUCGCCGCUAAAUUCGACCAUAAAUAAUUGGAUGCAUUUCGGCUCCACAACAACUGCAAAAUGCGACCAUCUCCAAGCUGCAUGACUCUUAGUUCUGCGAAUAUUUGCCAACGUUGUCCUUAUGGGGAAGAACGCCGCAAUAUGACUCUAGCAAGAGCAACACUUGGACCUUUUCCUGACGAGUGGAUCCUAUCUGGUUUGGAUAAAAUCCUCUAUUUCUGCGGGAUCAAGAAUGUUUGCGAUUUGGUUGAGAAGUUUCCUUUAGAUACCGAUUUUUUCUUAACCUCGUCGGAUUCUGAUUUGGAUUCGAUUGCUCCGAGGUCCUUUGAUGUUAUGGGAGGAGGCCACGGAACGAAAGAUGGACUAUCCGAGUCAGCCAUUGUUGUAGAUGAGGCGGAUAAUAUUGUAAAGGUGGAGAAAGUGAGUGCCAUUUCAUUAGAUGAGGAAAAGGAUAACAGACAUCUUCGGAAAUCAUUGGACAAUAUUCAAAGAUCGGUUUCGCUAAUACAGCAAUCACUGGAUCAGGGACACGAAACAGGUCACAAGAAAUCGUCCCAGUCGAGAAAACUAGGAGGUGAGACCCAAACUUCCAAAAGCAACCGUUUCUCCAAUGAAUCAAUCCUGAAGAACAAGAAGCGAUCGAUUCUCAAGCAUAGUUUAGGAAGUGGAGCCCCAGUUGGGGCUGAGGCUCGAAAUCCUGGUUCACACAGUGAUCCAAAUCUAAGCUCUGUCUCUCAAGGAGACACCAAAGGCAAAUUGGUUACAAUUUAUUCAAGCUCCACGAUUCCGAGUCAUUCGGAAGGUGCCCCACCUCCUUUGAGUAAAGGUAGCGGAGUACGAGCUUCUUCUAUCCAAAAAUCGUUACCAGGAUCAAAAUUACAAAACAAUGGAUUGCCUGAAGGAGAAUCAGGAGAACCGAAUAAAAUAGCUCGUUUCAGUGAUCCUUGUCGUCCGAAAAAGCUCCCAAAAAUAAUUGGAACAAGAUGGGCUAUGGCAAGGAUUAAUUUAUUCAAUGACUGCUCAAGGACAUAUGAAAUACUUGAAAUUAAGGGAAGGUUACCUCGUGCCGUUAUACCAUGUAAAACGGUGGUGUUUUUUGCUGUUUUGCCCGAUGGCUCGACAAUUUGUUAUGAUUACGUGAAAUCAAAAAAAUUGUAGUAAAUCCUGGGAAUAU
Molecule: messenger RNA, 1306 nt
Organism: Hermetia illucens (black soldier fly)
Lineage: Eukaryota; Metazoa; Arthropoda; Insecta; Diptera; Stratiomyidae
Exons: 4
Coding region: 193-1290 (365 amino acids)
Source: RefSeq, a predicted model, not a curated record